AUGGCGGAAAAGAAAUUUGCUCUUGUCUUUUGGAGCGACGACCAACAAAAUAGUGUUGUUGCAUAUGAGGAUAUAGUAGGUGAGGCUAAAUUGGGCGAGAUUUUCCCAGUGGCUUGGCGGAUCAGGAAGAAGAAGGGUGGAGUCAAAACGUGCUGGUAUGAAGCAAAAAUACUUCAAUUAUCCGGUAAGUUUAUAUUUUAUUGUUGUGUUUUACUGUAACGUUCUAAAACUCCAUACGUAUAUAAUUCAUACAGGUAAUAUAGUGUUAACUUUGGGAACAGUAUAGCUAGAUAAUAUGUUCAGCGGUCUCGGUGUAUAAAAGUUUACCUGAAAUGAGAAAAUAUGGGAAUUUACAGUGCUUUGAGCAAAAGCCCUUUCUUCGCCUUCGGAUGUUGCUAUCUCUCGUUUCAAGUAGAAUUAUACACCAAGGGAUGUGUUAAAUGUGAAUGCCAAACCAACGAAUGUCGUUACAUGCGUGUGUCUGUUAUCAAUAUAGCUAUAACAAUAAGCAAGCUAGACCGAACUAUCUUGACUUAGAAUGUCAAUAUAUUUAUAUUAUUCAAUUUUCAAUAGGAAAAAAUUCAAAACUAUUUUGAUUCUGAAUUAUCCUUGAAGUUAAAAUAGUUACUUGCUUAUAUUUGAGUCUGGUAUAUACUUGAAACUGUACGGCGACGCGGUAUAUCUCGAUAUAUCUUUACUUUUGCCUAUGGCAGAUUUCCGGCUUACGCAUUUAAUAAACGAAUACAAAAAAAAAAGACAAAAUCACAGGAACAAAGUAAUGAUCGAGGUGAUACAAUAAUUAUAAAACUGUAACACAGUAUGCGAAGGCCCAUGCAAUUAUACCAAUUCUUUAAAAUAAUUCGAGCUCACGCGAUUUGUACAAAAUUGUUUCCAUAGGCGUAUAUUUAGUUGCAAGAAAUUAAACCAAUCCUUCAAUGCUACAGUAAGAACAAUCGUGUGAUAUACGGAUACCCCCUAAUGCUUGUGCCAAUUAAGCGCAAUUUUCUGAUUGCCAUCUAGUUCUGACAGCCGGCUCUCCCCAAUGUUGUCUUAUGUGAUCUUGCAGCAUGUAUAACUUCCCAAUAUUCACAUUAUCUUUUAACGCUAUAUCGCAUAUAGUAUAAUUGUUAAUGUCUUCUUACUUUUAAAGAUAACGAAGAAUCUCUUCAGUUGCUUUGUGAGAAUUACGCGGAGAACAGAGCAAAAGAACUCAACGACGUCGCUAGAAAAAAGAGAAAAAGAACAAGAACUGCAAAAGCAAAACAACUGGAUUUGGAAGAGCAAACGUCAACUCCAUCGACACCCACGCUUCAUGAUGCUGAGGUGGACAAUGACACGGCCACGCCUACGCAAAAAGCUUCCAAAAUAAAGAAGAAGAAAACUAAACAAGUAAAAGAACCAAGUGUAAAAAAUACGCAACUUGAAAGUGCGAAACUUAUGGCCAGGAAAUUGAUCGAAGACAUGCAACGUGAAAAUCCAUGUGAAAAAGACCACCAGAUUCCUGUAGCCCACAACGAGACAUCAUCAAAUUCGGCUAGUCGAAUUAAUACUACUACUCCACUAAAUUCUGGUACUAGUCUCACAGUGCUCACACCACCGUCUGACCUUCGGCCGUCGACUGAAUGGUCUUCAACCAGCAACGUUAAUCCUAGCCAAAAAGAUGAAUUUCAAACUCUAGACGAUGACCGGUUUUCCAGCCCUGCAAACAUGCCACCAACUAACUUCACGGCUACUAAUAUGCCAAUUCACUCAGCCAACAGCCACAAGUCAUCCAACCAAACAGCACGGCGAGAGUUACAAUUGCUAGGAGAAGAAACAAACCCACAUUGGCCAGAUGAAACACCGGUACCACUUUCUUCAGAAAUUAGCUGCGCCAUACGCCUCUCAUACGAUUGCGACGAUGAAUGGGUGAGUAAAUGUGACGAAUGGCUAAAUAACUCUAUCAAGCAGAAAGCAGAUGAUAUCCCUCCCAAAUGCAGCGAGUGUGCCGUAUUACGAGAUGAAAAUGCGAGGUUGAAAGGGACUAUUGCACGUUUAAGAAAAGAAAAACAAAAGUUUGCAGGUAUAACUUCUCACUAUAGUAUUGUCUAUUCGGUACAAUAUAGGGUCAUUUAUACGAGCUAAAAUAAGCUGCGGCCAAAAUAAGCCGCGGCUCGUAUAAAGAGUCAAUUUGCAAUACAAAAUUUAGGCCUAGCUUUCAACCCAAGGCUUAUUUCAGUAGCCGUUGUUUGCGAACAAAUCAGUGACUGUUUAUACGAGUGGUUCGAGACUUAUUUAAGCCGAGGCUUAUUUUUGCUCCUAUAUAAAUGGCCCUAAUGAACACUAUGUUAAAGAACAAGGUUAUAUAUUAAUUUAUAGAUCAUAUAAUUAUAGAUAUAGUUAUAUGAUACAAAUAUAAUUAUAUCACUAGAUCUAUAAGUCAUAUAAUUGUAUAGAUAGUAUAGAUAAUUACAGUGCAUGUUCAUUCAGAAUGAAAGCCGUGUUUUGAGUCGUCACAGCUAGUGAGCCCCUGCAGACGUAUAUACUUAUACAUUAUUAAUAAUAAUAUAUAUUUUUAGGUCUGCUUAAUGUUCCACCGGCAGCUGUAAUAUACCUUGAAUCAUUGGCAAAAUACCUUCGUGAUGCAAGCUCUGAUGAGGACUGCAAUGACGAAGUAAUGGAUAUCAGUUUUCCACCUAUGGCUAUGAACAAGACACAAAACACGCCACCAACACAUGUAUGUAUAAAAGUCAGAAUCAUAUUUUGCAAAAAUGUCCAUUCCUAGAUAAUCUUUGUGUGAAAUAUCUGGAUUGCAGUUCUUCCUUUCUUUAAUAAUUUUGACAAUAACCAAUGUUCCAUUGUUGUUUGUUUCAAAAUUUAUACGCUCCAGCGAAGACUAAUGUUACGAACACCAGUGCUGUCAAUGCCACAACAUUUCCACGGCCUGCCGUCAACGAUACACCAUCAUCUUCGCCUUCGUCGCACUUCGAAGGAGGUAAUGGCAAGCCAGAAUUAUGCCCAGGGUCUGGUGUUUUUAUUCCCACGAUCAAGCUUCGCCAAUGCCAUCACAAAUCAGGAUCAGAUUUAAAGGUGUUAUUCCAUUGCUUGAUGGAACACUUUUUCUCUCAGGAAAUACUGGCGAUGUCUGUUGCUUUUGGAAAUUGGGUGCUUCCAACGGGUAAACAAGUACUGGAUCCGAAUGUCGUUUCAGCAAUCAAAGGUACUUCUAAUUUAAACACGUUUAGUAUAAAUUAA
Molecule: messenger RNA, 3234 nt
Organism: Paramuricea clavata
Lineage: Eukaryota; Metazoa; Cnidaria; Anthozoa; Malacalcyonacea; Plexauridae
Source: the annotation of a GenBank genome assembly